Alligator sinensis (Chinese alligator) is the source of this 10361-nucleotide messenger RNA. RefSeq names its product Rho guanine nucleotide exchange factor 16 (gene ARHGEF16). Gene Ontology annotation, biological process: activation of GTPase activity. NCBI's taxonomy places the organism in Eukaryota, Metazoa, Chordata, Crocodylia, Alligatoridae. The coding region runs from base 8241 to 10361 and encodes 706 amino acids. The record is from RefSeq and is a predicted model, not a curated record. The transcript has 15 exons. Gene Ontology annotation, molecular function: guanyl-nucleotide exchange factor activity; protein binding.
AGACUUGCCUCGGUGAAGGGAUCUGUGAUGCGCGCGCACUGUUGGGGCUGCGGAUGCAUCGUCUGGCCUGGCACGGCCCUCUGGUGCCGACCCCCGGCUGGCUGGGCCGCUGGUGUGUGCCCUGAGAAACUGAGCUUUGACUACACCGUGCACAUGCGCUGGCAUGAGGCGGCUGGUGACGGGUGCUAGGUGGCCUGCGGUUCCCGGAGAGCUCUGACUUCAGUCUCGCUUUGUGCGUGUCCCUGCAGGCCAGCGACGUGCCCCAGGACAGGGGCCAAAGCUGUUUGUCUGAACCUGCCUGCACCAGCCCUGCACCCGAGGAGUGACUUCAAGGGGUGCUCGCAAGUCUCUAGGUCCUUGCUUGGUAGGGCAAAGGGGUGGGCUCAUGAUUGCUACUAGACAGUCGCGUCACUGAGAGAACUGUGCUUGGAUAUUUAUGUUUCUUUAUCAGUUUUGUCCUUUUUUACACCAUCAGGCAUGAGAGCUGUCCCCAGCAGGCACCCUUUCUUUUCUCAGAGUGGCAUGUGUCCCCUGGGAAGUGCAGCACUGACAGACUCAGACUAGGCAUGUAUUUAUAUUCUCACAAGUGUCUUGGGGCAAUAAUCUGAGCCUGCUCGCUUCCUGGGACACCCUGUGCUUUCUGGUAGUGAUGACUGAGAGAUCUCUGUUACCAUGUUUCAGGCACAGCGAUGGUAUUGGUGUCUGGCUGGUAUGGUGUACAUGGAAAGUAAACCUCUCUGACCACUGGGUUUGGACCAACAUGGUUACUGUGGUUAGAUAGUGUGUCUUGGGGUCUGCGUUGGUGUUUUUAGUACCAAAAUACUGGUAUUUGUUGUAGUUGUUUAGAUUUAGAUUUAUAUCGUGCUGUGUCCGUGCUUACUCAGUCUCACAUGUAGACAUAGUUUGCUGCCUUAUACCAACAAAAGGUGUUCCCUACCCAUUGGGUGGGGUAGGCAGAAUUAGCUGCAGUUGUGGCUGUACUGGAAAGGGAUGUCGUGCUGCUUUGACUGUCCUGGUAGACCUGGAGUAGCAUGAUUUCCAAGUGUAGACAAGCCAGGAGUGUGCAGUGAUGCUUCUGGUGUAAAUCUGGAGCCAGUGCUCCAGGAAUCUUGCAGCCAGUGCUCAUGGCUUCCUGUGCACAUAGGCCAGUUCUCUCAUAUCCCUGUGCCUCCAUGUCCCAUGUGGAGAAACCCUAAAGACAGUCUGUAUUUGCCUCCCAGGGAAACUGGGCAGUUUGAUCCAGACCUUGGAUGAAAGGGAUUCUAGCCAGGUUAUACAAAUGGCUGCAGGGGAUGGAGCUGUUAUGGUGCUAAGACCUAAGUUAAGUCUGCUCAAGCCCUUAGGUGCAAAAUUGCGGAGUGGAGCUCUGUGAGCAGGAGUGUUUGCAGGCCAAGGUGUCCCUCAUACCACCUGAGGAAGCUGUAAGAAGUUGGUUGGGCAAGCAAUGCCACAUACUGGAUGGGUUUCUGGGUGUGAUUUCUUUAGAGAAACUAUCCCAAUCUCUCAUCUGUUCCCACCCUUGCCAAAAGGGAUCUUUCCCUUCCUGCAUAGGUAAGGACUUUCCCUCUGAACCAGGGCUGGGAGGGUGGGCUGGCUGGCCUGAUGGCUGCCCUGCAGGUUGUGGGGCGUUUCCUCCUUAGUAAUGGCUGGUUCUGCUUGUGAUAGGGCUAGUCUUUUGUGAUGCUUUCCCUCUGCCAGUGGGGAGGAGUGCAGAGUGUCUUGCUGGGAGGCUGCUUGCGCAGUGCCAAGCCCUGCUUUAUGGUACUUGAUAUGCAGUGGACUUUGACCUUAAUGUCAACCUUUUUCCAGCCAGCAUGCAUUGCUGGCAUCUUCUAAGCAGUACCAGAGCCUCACAACACCUCUGAGUGCAUGAGUGGUGGAGGAUGAGCCCCUAUUUUGCAGAUAAGUAAGCCAUGACCAAGGUCACACAUCGAGCCAGUGACAGAACUGCCUGCUUCUGGAGAUCCAACAAACUGCUCUGAGCUGAAGCAGAGUGUCUUAGCAGAGUCUGCAGCUUGGCAGAAGCUCACUUGUCCAACCAGUUCCCCUCGCACUGUGAAAACCAACACUGCUUCCCUGGUUUGCCUCCAAAGUCAAAUCCAAAAACACACAGAAAAAUUGCUGCUGAACUACUGGAAGGCAAAGCCAGCCUUUCUUUCCCAGCCUGGGAGCCAGUCCAUCUUCUGAGGUCUCAGGUAUUAUAUCCCGUGUGUCCUGACUCCCUGUCCGGUGCAGACUUCCAGAAAUGAUGGAUCAUGGGAGGGGCCCCAAAGGAGCACUGCUGUCUGAAAGUGCUCUGCAUCCUCCCUUCAGGGGUCUUGGGUUGGGCUCCACAAAUCAUCUCAUGGUUUGUCCAACCUUUGGGGCAGUGCUGGUCUUUCCUUUGUUGUCCCAUGCAGUUCCAGAGGCUUUGUUGGGAGAAACAAGUAAGUGACGCUUCCAGUGGAGGGUCUCAGAGCGCGGGCAGAUAGUCACGACCAGACCUCCUCUAUAGCCCUCUGAAUUAGAAACAACAGACCAGCUGCUGAGUUUGCCUGAGGUUGACAGGGAACUGAUGGACUCAAAGCUGUCGCUGAAGGGUCAGUAUUGUUUGGGGGCAAGAGUGGGGCCAGGCCCUUGUGUGACGUCAUACAGCCUUAGGGUGUGGGAUGCAGCAUUGUAAGAGAGGUCAUGGGUGCUUCACGGGUGUUGUGGAUCCCAUCGGGAUGUUGGUUCCAAGGUCUUUGCCAAAGUGUAACAGGGUAAUUAUAAGCUCUUGCUGUCAUGCAGCUGCUGCCUUCCAGUUGAAGGUGCCUGUGUUUCAGCUGUGAUGCUUCGUGGUCCCUGUAUAGAGAUUGGGUAUGGGUUGUUUCUGCUUGUGCAGCACAUGAGGCUGGAGGCAUGGAUCAGAGAGCACUUGUCCUUGAUGUGAGCACCCCUGUGGAGCACAGCAGGGUGUUGUGAGUCUGCAGUCCAGGUGUGCUGGGUGCUCUGAGAUGCCAGAAGAGAAGAGGUUUCAGAGGAUCAAAGCACUCUUCUCAUGUCCUGAGUCUUUCUUAAGGGAUCUUGGCCAGUCCAAGGGGGAGGGGUGCAAACAAGCUUCCUCUGUCUUCUUGUCUUCCACUGAUUAAAUUAUACCUGGGUGGUACUGACCUGGGAGCUUUGGCAGGUGUGGUGUUACUCCAUUGACCUCUCGGUUAUGGGCCCAGCAUGCUCCUGCUGAGCUUUGGCCUGUGUGUGAACAUGGUAGCUUUGCACUUAGUGUGACGUGGCUUGGUCAGUGCUGAUUCCAGACAGGAUGCUUCCCUGGCUGUGGAGAAAUAUGGCAAAUCUGACAGUUCAUGACUGGGCCUAGUGGGGAGAUGCGAUAGUGGCAGUGCUUGGCUCUGUCACUAACUCUGCUGGCAAGGCCAGCAGCUGGAUUUUAGUAAGGGUCAGGUGGUUUUGAGACCAGGAAUAUUGGUACCGAGUGAGAAGGUCUCAUGUUUUAAGGCACAAGCUGAAAGAAAUCCCAGCACUACAUAACUGUCCUGAGUGUCUCGUGGGCACCUAGGACCCAGGCAGAGCUCCUUGGGGCUGUCAGCUGAUCCAGUGCAACAGGUUCUGGGUUCCAAGAGACGGACAUGGGAAUUGCCUCCAUGGGACAGAUUGGGACAUUAGCUUGGCAUCCACACCCUGCAGGAGGAGAAAAGACACUGCUGCGCUACUGGGGAAGCCUAGAGGGAAAGGAAAAAAAGAAUUCCUUCCAGGUCCCAGCCAGCAAUCAGCUCAUGUCUUGGAGCAGGGACUGACACCGCACAGUGACCUUGGCAGCAGGCAUUCUUCCUUCUUUCUGCAUGCCAUCCUUUUAACUGCAGCCUGGGGCUCCCUAGGGCUGGGAUGGCUUUUCCCUGAAAAAGUCAGACAACAUAGGUAGAUGAAUGGGGUUGACCUGGUGUCCAAAAUCCUCCCGUAGGAAUGAAUGGGGCUGACCUGGUGCCCACAAUUUCUGCUGCCCAGGGUUUGGCUCCCAAUUGUCCACCCAGGACACAGUUGGGUAGGAAGGCACAGAGGACCUGUAUCACCACCAGAGGCUUAAGCCUCCAAAAACAGCCUCUCCCACCCAGGCUUAAGCCUCCCUGGCUUCCACCCCUCCCCCACACCUUUUCCCAGUGCCCCCUCUCCAUCAGCAGCUCCAGGCACCUGCCUCCCUGCCUCUGUGGGGAGGGCCAGGCCCCCCAUUGAAAUGCAUAGGUGGACCCUGGUGCUUGAGAAGCCCCCCAUUGAAAUGCAUGGGUGGACCUGGUGCCUGGAAAAUUCAUGUGAAUAGGUGCUCAGUGAAUAGGUACUUAACUUUUCCUGGUGACAGGCACUGGCCUGGGGGCCAGCCUUCUUUGUGCACAGUGGUCUGGGCUUUGUCUAGGAGCUCUGCCUUCUGCCCCUGACAUGCUUGCAUAAAGGGAGGGACAUUGUGCUGGCAGUACCCUGUUCAGUUGGAGGGGUGGGUUGAGGUGUCCUGGGAGCCUGUUAUUUCACACAAUGCCUGUUAUUUCCUGACCGGCUCAGCUGGUCCAUAAAGGAGCUAGGUUUUGUUCCGGUGCUGCUCUCCCACCCCCAGCCCCUCUGAGAUGAUAAUAGAUUUGUACGUGGUGCACAAAGCCCUCUUCAGGAUGAGUGUCCCAGGGGAGCAAGGGGGAGCCUGUACUUGGGACUGGAAGGCUGAAGUCAGCCUUGGAUUUGGACUCUGGUGGGGAGGCUCAUCCUUAGUGCUGGGAAGGCAUUUGGAAGACCUGUUUUGCUCCUCACACAGUGAUGAGCACUGAACAAGAGGUUACAUACUAACAGGGUGAAACCAGAGAGGUAGCUGGUAUGUCCCUGGGGGGUAUCUGUGUCAUCAGAUCCUGCCUUCUGGAGCUCCCUGAGAACUACGAGUGUCUCUUGUGCGGCAACCCUGCAAACACUCACGUCCCUGCUUCACUCCAUAGGCACAUGCGGUCAGCUGGCUCCAAAGAGGCUGUCCACCUGGGUGAAGCGUGUUCAGCAUUCGGGACCUGGUUUGCAGGCUGAGAACUUGCAGGAUGGGGCUGAGCCACUUCCUUGGGGGUUCAGGAGUGGGAGAGGGUGUGGAUUGCAAAGACAGCUGGUGUAGAAGCAGGCGGUGGAAUGAGGUUGUGCAGGGAGCGUUGUGAGUGAUCCCACUCCAGGUUCUUUCCCAGUCUGUUCUGCUAAGUCCGAAAAGCGUGUGUUGGGCAGCUGGGCUUUUGCCUUUGUAGCUUCCCAAUGACAAUGACAAUGGGUCAAGAACAGAAGUGUGAUGAUAACCAAAAAUGCUGGUGAACGUAGGCACAGCCUGACUAGCUUGUGCCUAGCCCAGCCUCCUCCUGUCUUUGAUACUGACAGCAACAGAAGUUGUAAGGAAUUCUGCAGUUGCCAGACAUAAUGAUAUAACCCUCCCCCUGUCCUCACCUCUGUCCUAAACCAAAAUACUGGAUCCAUACACCUCCAGACUUUUGGAGAUUCAGAGUCUGGAUUGGGUUUGGAGCCUGCAGCUGACUUGUUGCUCAACUGAGUAGGGCCCAAACAUCUCACCAGCCUCUUGUUGUAUUGUGUCAGAGUUCAGACCCUGUUUUAAGUCUAUAGACCCUUUUUCUUGCCACACAGCACUGCUCCAGAGGUAUCUUCUCCUUGUUUCCCCCUCAGAGGUGGCUUUCUCAAAGCUGAGUUGUGAUUCAGUGCUAGACCUGGGACUUUUAGUUCCUAGGUGUGUGCUCAGAGUAUCAGCCCCCACCUUUCCAUCCAGGAGCACUGCAGCACCUGCCAUGCCCCUAGCAAGUUGCUGCAGCUCCUGUUUUUCAGUGCGUCUCAUGAUGUAUCACCAGGAGCAGAAAGAAGACAGCAAGGUAGGGUCCUUCUCUCCAGUUGGCAUUCAUGAAUGGAGCAUGGCAGCUCUUUCUCUCCUCCAAAUGGGUGGAACUGAGAAGCAUCUUUCAAUCAAACAUGCUUUUGUGGACAGUGCCAGCUUGUCUGCCUGCCAGUCCUUUCCAAAGGAGACCGUGUUCAGUUUCAGUCUGUGCUCUCUGUUCAAUGGGCUUUGAAAGAUGCCCAGCUCCGUGAGCUGUCUGUACAAUGGGACCUCAGUAUGGGGAACCUGGGGCGGGGCAUUUUCCCUGAAGUUCUGCAGCAGGGUGGGAAGGGGAGCUGGGCUAAAUACACUGAUUGUGUUGUAUUGUGUGUUAGUACUCAUGGAAGAGGAAAAUGCUGUUCAGAGGGGGGCUAGGAGGACAGUGCCACGCAUCACCCCACACUUUACAGCACUUUGCACCUACACCUAAUAUUCCAGGCAGGCACCUGACUUGCAGAAGGCAUUUAGGAGCCUAGAACCUCUGAGGGAGACGGGUGGGGGUCAGGUGAGGGCGUAUCCACUUUGGCACCACAUUUUUUGCUGUGACGUGGUCUUCUGGGGAAGGCCGUAGCCAGGGCAGUGAAGGGGGCAGGAGGGGUGGGAGCAGAGUAGGAAGUGGUCGGUCAGUAAAGCUGGUUUUCUUUCUUUUUGCUUGUAUUCUAAUAACUCUGCCCUUCCAGCAGAGAGCUGGAUCCUGCUGGUGCGGCCCUAAUCACAGAUUGCAGCACAGGAAUGGGAGGAGCUCGUCACCCAGUCAGACUGGCUAAACUCCUUUUAUUAAGCAAUCCUGUGCUCUCUGCACACAACUCUACCUUUUGACUCACCAUAGAAAUUUCCCAGUGCUUAUGAGUCGUUUGGUGUUGUCUGUAUUGUGGCAGCACCUGCAGCCCCCGUUGCUGAUCAGGGCUCGGCUGUGUUUUGUGCUACACAAACAUAUGGCCCAAAGAUGAAAUGCCGGUUCUUCCUAAAAAAUGAGGUCAUCUGCCUUCCCCUCUCCCACCCCCUCCCCUUGCUUGCCUGAUGAUCUCAGUACUGAUGGUUUGCCCUGUGGUGGCCCCAGGUGCACUGCCUUUCAAUCCAGCCAAACUCUUCUGCAGGCAUCCACUGAUUCACACCUCUGUGAAUUACUGGGAGGCAAAAAUCGUGACCGAGCUGCCAGGUGAAAUGGCGAGGGCAGCCCGUGUGUGCCGUGUGAGUGGAGCCUUGAUAGGAAAAGCAGGCGCUGGGGUUCACUGCUGUCUGCUCUGGGAGGGACAUGACAGUGCCUUUUUAGAGACUUUCUCUUCUUGAAUGAUAGAAGACCUUAAGAGGGAAGGUGUUCAGGGUGCCACUGCAAUUUCCAGGUAGGAGCAUAAGCUUUUGUCACAGGCAGUGAGUUGUUCAGGCUCACUGUCUCCCGUUUCUUUGGGUCACUCAAGUUUUCAGUAUUGAAGGAGAUAAGACAACUCCUAGGAGGAGGAAGUAACAGUGGGGUCAACAAUAGGGCCUUGCUUCAGAUUGGGUGCUCCUGGGGAAUAAUGGUGAAAUGGGGUCCCUGGCAGAGCUGUGCUGUUUGCAGGAGGAUGCGUGUCUGGGGAACUGUGUCCCUGGCUUUUCACAGAGGCUGCUUUUGAUGGGAGAACAAACAGCCUUUGUCAGUGCCUGUGUGCUUUGCUGAAGACUCCCCAGAGCUGCUGCAGGCUUCAGCAGCACAGAGUGGGGCUUUCCAGGCUUACACGGGUGCUGCAGUGGCCCCUCGGCCCCCAGUGUGUACUUGGGUGCUGCUGUAUUGUCACACGGUUGCAGUAAGGGGGUGCAGACCUCUUACAAAGAGAGUUCAGUCGGGGAUCAAUUGCUGAGGGCCUGUCUGCUGGCACUUGGAUAAUGCAGGCUGCUCAUGGUGUCUAUUCUAGUAGACUGAUAGUCUAAGUCAGAGCUUUCCAAACUUUUCAUGUUGGUGACACACUUUUUAGACAUGCAUCAUUUCGCGACACAGUAAUUCAGUUCCGGGGGAGGGGCCAAGGGAAGCAGACGCGAGUAAGGGAGCUCCGCGGUGCCCUUCCGCAAAAUUUUCUGCAUUUCGUGCGACACACCUACACACUGCCGCCGACACACUAAUGUGUCGCGGCACACAGUUUGGAAAGCUCUGGUCUAAGUGCUUGGCUUGGCUCUGAGAUACCCAGAGAGACUUCAUUUUCCCUUUGCUAAACUCUUGGUUCAUCUGUUACUUCCAGAUUCCUUUGAAGUCUCCAACAUCAACUGGGUCUGAGGAGAUCUGGAGACCAAGCCCAGGUCUGCCACUCAUCGGCUGUGUAACCUUAGCUUGAACUGCGGUGUCUCUGUUCUGGCAGAGAGGAGAGCGCUCACAUCCUGCAGGGCCCCGGCUCCCCGCAGUGCCAGCAUGUCACAGAGACGCUCCGAGGGCGAGGACAAGGUCUUUCUCGUGGAGCACAAGUUCCGCUCAGAACUGCACAUCAGCCCCUCUGGGCACCGCAGAUCCCUGCUGGCGAUGGACAAUGCCUCUUUCUCACCCCAGCCUUCCCCGUCCCCGUCCCCGUCCCCCUCCUCAACUGACUCCCGCCGCAUCAUCCUGAGCACAGAAAGCCCAGCUGCGCUCAAAGUGGGCACCCAGCAGAUGAUCCCCAAGAGCCUGGCUAUCUCAUCCAGGCCCAAGGCCCCGGCUCGCCACCAGAGCUUUGCCACAGUCCCACCAAACAGGGAGAUACCUCGAUGCGACCCCAAACGGAUGUCGGCCCCCAGCAUCUCCCUGGAUGAGGUGGAAUUCGAUGCCGGGGGCAUGCUUAAGCGCAAUCUGCGGAACAUGUCUUACCGGGCAGCCAUGAAGGUGCAGGGGGGCAGUGAGGAGCCUGAGCCUGUGAGAAGUAUCGCCAGCCUGAAGCCCUUGGAGGAGGGCAGCACGCAGCCAGCACAGAGCCCAGGCAGGACCAAGAAAACCUUUGGGAAGAGACGGAUGCAGAGGCACGGAGGCUCCUUCAAGGAUGACCCCCGGCUGUACCAGGAGAUCCGUGAGCGAGGGUUGAACUCCAUCCCUCAUGAGUCAGACGAUGACUUGCUUGAAGAGGAACCCACCCCAGAGGAGCAACCCACUCCUGAUGCUGCCAUUGUGGUGAAGAGCUAUCGACCUGCCCAGAUGACUUGGAGCCAGCUACCUGAGGUGCAGGAAAUGGACAUCCUCGACAAAAUAAGCCCUGCAGAGCGCAAAAGGCAGGAGGCCAUCUUCGAGAUCAUCACCUCUGAGUAUUCAUACAUGCGCAGCCUCAGCAUCCUGGUUUGCCACUUUAUGAGGUCUGAGGAGCUGAAGGAGACAAUGACACAGACCCAGCACCACCACCUCUUCUCCAACAUUGGGGAUAUUCUGAACAUCAGCAAGAGUUUUUUUGAGGACCUAGAGAAACGGUACCAGGAACACAUCCUGAUCUCUGAAAUCAGUGACAUCAUGGAAAAGCAUGCACUGCAGCACUUCCACCCCUACGUCAUCUACUGCUCCAAUGAGGUCUACCAGCAGAGGACGCUACAGAAGCUGCUAGCCACAAAUCAUGCAUUUAAAGAGGCGUUGAAACAGAUUGAAAGGAAACCAGAAUGUGGUGGUCUGCCCAUGAUCUCCUUCCUCAUCCUUCCCAUGCAGAGAGUAACACGCCUUCCCUUGUUGAUGGAGACUGUCUGCCAGAAAACCAACCCAUACAGCACGACGUACGAAACUGCCACCCAAGCCCUGAGAGCCAUCAGUAAGCUGGUUAAGAGCUGCAAUGAAGGAGCCCAUACCAUGGAACGGACUGAGCAGAUGUACACCCUGCAGACACAGCUGGAGUUCGGGAAGAUCAAGCCAUUCCCACUGAUUUCUGCCUCCCGGUGGUUGCUGAAGAGAGGGGAGCUUGCCCUGUUCCAUGGAGAGGAAGUUGGGAUCUUCCGCAAAGGCCGGGUCAACUGCUACCUCUUCCUGUUCAACGAUGUCCUGAUCAUAACCAAGAAGAAGAGUGAAGAGAGCUACACUGUGAUGGACUAUGCCAAGCUGGAUCAGGUCGUGGUGGAGAAGAUUGAAAGCCCUGACCCACCCUCCUCGCCCCCGGGCAAGCCAGGGGCUGGAGGCACGGCCCGUAGCCCGUGGAACGGCCACUUGUUCCGAGUGAUCCUGAAGAAGAACAGCGAAGGGAGACGGGAGGAGAUCGUGCUGUCAGCAGAGUCCUUGAGCAACCGGGCUCGUUGGAUCACUGCGCUGAUGCACAGGGAGAAUGCACAGAAUGACACUUCCAGCAAAGGAGAUCUGAGCCAGGUGGAGAUAAUCAGGGCACACUUGGCUAAACAGACGGAUGAAAUUUCGCUGCAGCAGGGAGAUGUUGUCUUGGUCCUGGGUGGAGAAGAUGGCUGGUACUUGGGUGAGAGGCUUCGAGACGGCGAGAGAGGCUGGUUCCCCCAGUCGUGUGCACAGCAGAUCACCGAUCGCAGUGCCGUGGAGCGCAACGUCCGCCGCCUGGAGCGGCUGCGCAUAGAGACGGACGUAUAG